This is a messenger RNA of Cucumis sativus (cucumber), 1728 nucleotides long. Its product is annotated as developmentally-regulated G-protein 3. Gene Ontology annotation, cellular component: cytoplasm. The transcript has 10 exons. NCBI's taxonomy places the organism in Eukaryota, Viridiplantae, Streptophyta, Magnoliopsida, Cucurbitales, Cucurbitaceae. Gene Ontology annotation, molecular function: GTP binding; GTPase activity. Gene Ontology annotation, biological process: cytoplasmic translation. The record is from RefSeq and is a predicted model, not a curated record. Bases 112 to 1218 code for a protein of 368 amino acids.
CUAGACAAUACACAUCGCUGUUUCUAAGCUUCACCAAUUUCAUCGCGCAAUUGCUUGGGAAGAACUCUUGUUCGACGUUGCUCUACACAAAUUUCUCUCUGAGCUGCAACAAUGGCGACCGUUAUGCAGAAAAUUAAGGAUAUCGAAGAUGAGAUGGCAAGAACUCAGAAGAACAAAGCUACUGCUCAUCACUUGGGCUUGCUCAAGGCUAAACUUGCGAAGUUACGGAGGGAAAUCAUUGCGCCUUCAUCAAAAGGAGGUGGUGGUGCUGGUGAAGGUUUUGAUGUCACCAAAAGUGGGGAUGCAAGGGUUGGUUUGGUUGGUUUCCCUUCCGUCGGAAAAUCUACAUUGCUCAAUAAAUUGACUGGUACUUUUUCAGAGGUUGCUUCAUAUGAAUUCACUACUCUAACUUGCAUACCGGGUGUAAUUGGGUAUAGAGGAGCUAAAAUUCAGUUACUUGAUCUUCCUGGUAUUAUUGAGGGUGCUAAGGACGGAAAGGGAAGAGGAAGACAGGUUAUCAGCACGGCCAGGACAUGCAAUUGCAUUAUAAUUGUUCUUGAUGCAAUAAAGCCUAUUACACACAAACGUCUAAUAGAGAAAGAGCUAGAGGGAUUUGGCAUCAGGUUGAACAAGGAGCCUCCUAAUCUGUCGUUCAGGAAGAAAGACAAGGGUGGGUUAAAUUUAACUUCAACUGUAACUACUACCCAUCUGGACCUUGACACGGUGAAGGCUAUCUGUAGUGAGUACAGAAUCCAUAAUGCUGAUAUCACUCUUAAAUACGAUGCAACUGCUGAUGAUCUCAUAGAUGUAAUUGAGGGUAGUAGAAUAUACAUGCCUUGUAUCUAUGCUGUUAACAAAAUCGAUCAAAUCACUGUCGAAGAGCUGGAGAUUCUGGACAGACUUCCUCACUACUGCCCUGUCAGUGCUCAUCUUGAAUGGAACCUUGACGGUUUACUAGACAAGGUAUGGGAGUAUCUUGAUUUAACUCGCAUCUACACGAAGCCCAAAGGAAUGAAUCCAGAUUAUGAAGAUCCCGUAAUUCUAUCAUCUAAAAGAAGAACCGUUGAGGAUUUUUGCAGCCGUAUCCACAAAGAUAUGCUGAAGCAAUUCAAGUAUGCCUUGGUUUGGGGAUCAAGCGUCAAGCACAAGCCUCAACGAGUGGGAAAGGAACACGAGCUUGAAGAUGAAGAUGUUGUUCAGAUCAUUAAAAAGGUGUGAUCCUUGAAUUGUUUAUAGCUUCCCAACUUAUCGGGAACCCUUGGGUGCGAAUGCCUUCACAGUCUCGAGUUUAGCUUUCAACAACGACAUGUCACAUCCAAAGCUUUUUGUUAGGCUACAGUGUUUUAUUGGUGAUACUAGUACUACAAUCAGUCAGAGCUUUGAACAAUACGUAGUAGGAAUUGAGCUUGAUAUGUAAUUGUGCCGUUUUUUAGUCAAGCUGAGAUCGGUCAUUUUCUUGUUUUCUUUAAUAGAUUAUAACCAUUUCGAGUGUUAAAAUGAAUGUUCUUAGAUCAAACCUAACUAGCAUUUGUUAGAUUGAACAUCCAAGUAAAAGUAAAUUGUGGAAGACCGAGUCUUCAUGUAUAAGUGUUUUUCUUUUUCUUUUUAGUCUACUUUGUUUAUGAGAAUUGUGCUGAUGAAAUUUGGGACAUUUUUCUACAUCAUUGGUUCGUUUCUUGUAUGUUUAUGAACUUUAAAAUGUGUGUAAUAUAGAUCGUUUCACUUCAA